AUGGACGGGGGUUUGAGCAUUACAUUAUAUUCGGUAGCGAUGUUUAUCGGUUGCUUCCUACUCGGAUUCAUCCCUCUCUUGUUUCGACUUUCAGAGAGAAGCCUGCACUUUGUCUCCAUCCUGGGUGCAGGGUUCUUGUGUGGUACAGCCCUAGCCAUCACUAUCCCUGAAGGAGUGGGCUUAAUGCAAGAGUCCCGGAAACACCAGAAUGCAGCUUCUUUACAUGUUGUGAACGCAACCCUCACCAAUACCAAUGAAGGCGAUCCCUUGCCUCAGCUGUGGAUCGGAGUGGCUUUGACGUUCGGCUUCACCUUCAUGUUUGUGGUAGAUCAACUGGGCAGUUACUUUUGUUUGUGUGGACAAAAGACUCCUAACACUGACGCUAUAACAGCAACACUGGGGCUGGUCAUUCAUGCCGCAGCUGAUGGAUUCGCCCUGGGUGCAGUGGUAGCCACGGGGCAGGUGACAGUGCAAAUCAUCGUCUUUUUGGCUGUGAUUCUACACAAGGCUCCAGCAGCUUUUGGUUUGGUUGCCUUUCUGAUGCAUGCGGGACUGGAAAAAAAAUCCAUCCAGGGACACUUGUUGGCAUUUUCAGCUGCAGCUCCAAUUGUUGCCAUCGCGACAUACUUCAUAUUGCACGCAACGAGCACAUCGUCUCAGAAUCAAAUCGGUGCUACAGGUAUCGGGAUGCUUUUCUCGGGUGGGACAUUCCUUUUUGUUGCCACGGUGCAUGUUCUUCCUGACAUCAUCAGCAGUAGCAGACACAGUCGUGCGAGCCAACAACAAACAGAUCACCCACAGCAGCAAAGCCACUUGGGACUUAAGGAGAGUUUCACCCUUGUUCUUGGGGUGGGUCUUCCUGUGCUACUGGCUGUGGCGGUUCAUGAUGACUAA
This is a messenger RNA of Nerophis lumbriciformis (worm pipefish), 894 nucleotides long. The record is from RefSeq and is a predicted model, not a curated record. NCBI's taxonomy places the organism in Eukaryota, Metazoa, Chordata, Actinopteri, Syngnathiformes, Syngnathidae.